UUAAAAAAAAACCCAAAUACAUGCGUCAAGUUUGCCGGACAUGCGCAUAACGGUCGAAAUAAGACCGACGCGCUGGCCUCGCCAUCUCUGGGUUACCAAAAAUAGACGCUUCGACGAAAUACGCCCUCACAGGGCAUUUUUGGAGUUAAUAAAAACCAAGUUUUAAACCUCGUUUUUCCUGAAAAUUGUGUUGUGCAGUGACCAGUUUUUCGUAUUAAUCGAGAGGAAAAACUCCGAAGUUUAUCCGAGACGGCGAAAAAGUAUGAUAAGAUAAACCAUACAAAUUCUCCAAUAUGACUGAAGCCACAGAAUUUGUCAAUAUAAACGAGCAAGCCAUAAAAGUCGAGGAAGGAGCUGAAAAUGUCACCGAAAUCCAGUCCUAUUUGGCAGGAUUCCAAAAAGAAAUCGGAGAUGGGAAUAUUGGAUCUAAUGCAUCAGAAAUGGCCAGUUCCUCGGAAGAUCAAGAGGAGCAGCCUCAAGAAGGUACUUACUUCAUUGACCAGGCGGGACACUAUUACUUCCAAGCAAAAGGAGAGUCCCAACCAGUUAUGACUGUCAUGUCAGCAUUACCAGAGCAGGCUACAGAAGAGGGCGAAGGCGAAGAAUUCAUUCUUAGCCAGGAUGACGAUGAGGAGGAGGAGGAAGGCGUCGAAGCCUCGGAGGAACCUGAAGAGGUACCACCAUCCUCAGAAACCGGCCAAAACAACCAGAUACUAAUAAAUUCCGGCAACGCUUUCCAACGAGUUACCGUAGUCCCUUCAGAUGGCAAUUCGGGUGAACUUAGUUAUGUUCUUAUUGUACAAGAUCCGGAUAUAAAAGAGGGAGAAGGAAACGAUGAAGAGGAUGAUCAAGAUAUGGCAGUUUACGACUUUGACGACCAAGAGAGCAGCUCGGUCCGCAUGGAUUCCGACUUAGAAGACGACAAGUCGAAAAUCGUGAAAGUGGUGCCGCGGAAAAACACCCAAACCGUUACCCAGGCGUACAUGUGCAACUACUGCAACUACACCAGCUCGAAACGGUAUCUGUUGUCCCGUCAUAUGAAAUCGCACUCGGAGGAGCGACCGCAUAAGUGUAGCGUGUGCGAGCGCGGUUUUAAAACGAUCGCAUCGUUACAGAACCACGUGAACACGCAUACCGGCACCAAGCCGCACGCGUGCAAGUUUUGUGAGGCGGCCUUUACUACUUCCGGUGAACUGGUACGCCACGUCCGUUACCGUCACACCCACGAGAAGCCCCACAAAUGUGGCGAGUGCGACUACGCGAGCGUGGAACUAUCGAAACUGAAACGUCACAUCCGGUGCCACACCGGCGAACGACCGUAUCAGUGUCCCCAUUGUACCUACGCCAGUCCGGACACGUUUAAGCUGAAGCGACAUUUAAGGAUCCAUACCGGCGAAAAACCUUACGAGUGCGAUAUGUGUGGCUCCAGGUUCACGCAGAGCAACAGCCUUAAGGCCCACAGGAUGACCCAUAACAUUGGAGAUAAGCCGAUAUUCCAGUGCCAGUUGUGUCCGACCACGUGCGGCAGAAAAACCGAUCUGCGUAUCCACGUUCAAAAGUUACACACGUCGGAUAAGCCUUUGAAGUGUAGGAGAUGUGGAAAAUCGUAUCCGGAUAGAUAUAGUUAUAAGCUCCAUAGUAAAUCCCACGAGGGCGAAAAAUGCUUUAAAUGCGACCUCUGCCCGUACGCGUCGAUAUCCGCAAGACAUUUGGAGUCUCACAUGCUCAUCCACACCGAUCAGAAACCGUUCGAGUGCGACUUGUGCGAUCAGUCGUUUAGACAAAAGCAGCUGCUGAAGAGGCAUCAGAACCUUUACCAUAACCCCGAAUAUAUUCCGCCGCCACCCAAGGAGAAGACCCACGAGUGUCCCGAGUGUUCUAGGACUUUUAGGCAUAAAGGAAACUUAAUUAGACACAUGGCCGCCCACGAUCCAGAUCCCACAAUACAAAGAAAACAACUGGAGUUGAAACUGGGAAGACAAAAGAAGAUUCAAAUGAUCGACGGACAACCGGUGGAAGUUUUGGGUCCUGGUUUGGGCUCGGACGAGGAGGAAGAAAUCGACAUGAUGGCCGUAGAAGGAUCCGACGGGCAACAAUACGUCGUGUUAGAAGUGAUCCAGCUCGCAGACGGGGAAGAACAAACGAUGGUGGUAAAUGGGGACGGUUCUGAGAAUAGUAUCGUCGGCAUGGAUGGCGUUAUGCAAAACGGUGAACUAGACGAAGAUGUGAUAAAAGCCCUGCAGUCAGCAAGAAGGGCUAACGCUGACGGCGAGAGUGAAAAGAAACCGACCAGCACGGAAACCGAUAUGCAAAACUGUUUUGGAUUUGAUGAGGAAGAAGAAGAUGACCAACAAAGGGAAGCCCUGACUCUUCUUUCUAGCAUAGACUGAAUUUCUUGUUUUUGAAUAGAUUGCAGAGUUUUAAUUUUUAAGCCAACUUUUUCCUUGUACAGAUUUGAGCAUGCCUUGGAAAGACCUCAUUUAUUAAUGCUGGUAUUAUUUGAAUUGAACGAAUUCAAAAAAAGAAGUAAUGUUAAAAGUUUUUCAGUAUUUUUGAACCUUUAAUACAAUAUUAUUUAUGUAAUUAGUUGUUAAUUUUAUUAUAAAAACAUUCUUUUUUGUGAAUAUAUAAGAGUUUGGAGAAUUAUUGACUCUGUGUAAUAUAUGUUCUAUUAUAGAA
This is a messenger RNA of Anthonomus grandis grandis, 2679 nucleotides long. RefSeq names its product transcriptional repressor CTCFL. Gene Ontology annotation, cellular component: nucleus. Bases 294 to 2390 code for a protein of 698 amino acids. The record is from RefSeq and is a predicted model, not a curated record. Gene Ontology annotation, molecular function: RNA polymerase II cis-regulatory region sequence-specific DNA binding; DNA-binding transcription activator activity, RNA polymerase II-specific. Lineage: Eukaryota; Metazoa; Arthropoda; Insecta; Coleoptera; Curculionidae. The transcript has 12 exons. Gene Ontology annotation, biological process: regulation of transcription by RNA polymerase II.